This is a messenger RNA of Sinocyclocheilus rhinocerous, 5976 nucleotides long. Its product is annotated as zinc finger protein 821-like. Gene Ontology annotation, molecular function: RNA polymerase II cis-regulatory region sequence-specific DNA binding; DNA-binding transcription activator activity, RNA polymerase II-specific. The record is from RefSeq and is a predicted model, not a curated record. The coding region runs from base 452 to 1690 and encodes 412 amino acids. Lineage: Eukaryota; Metazoa; Chordata; Actinopteri; Cypriniformes; Cyprinidae. The transcript is spliced from 6 exons. Gene Ontology annotation, cellular component: nucleus. Gene Ontology annotation, biological process: regulation of transcription by RNA polymerase II.
GCAGUGUAUUUGCCCGGCUACAGUGGCGCAGGACUUUCACAUCAUCUCCCCUCAUCUUUCCCCGGUCUCUUACGUUUGGAAACCGAACUCUAUCGACAUGAACUCGCUCUCAUCGCCGACCAAGACGCCUGUUUGCGCAAAAGUGAUCUUUAAUUCUCUUUUAGUCAAAUGAACCUAACCGCGCCGGCCAAUGUAGCCGUCUAGUGCUCAGUUCUGCCCGUUCGGAGCGUUUUGUUUGCUGGAUUGUUUUCAGCUUUAAUACAUUCACCUUCGGAUUGGCCAAAAGCAUCUUCACAUCAGUCGGAUCAAAGAAGAGAUUCGACUUUUUUUCAUCCGGGAGCGGGGGAUAAUAUGUCAAGACGCAAACAGACCAACCCUUUCAAAGUGAAUUGUAGGUAUCCCAGGGCCUUUUCACACGACUGGGUUGUCCGGCCCGCAGCACACUUUUAAGAUGGAUGCUAGAGAUUACUUCAUUGAGGACGGGGAAUGCCAUAGCAACAACUCACAGGAACCUGAAGUGCAAGACAGCACAAGUGACGACGGUGAUAGUGAUUUUGACAAAGACGACUCCUCAAAUGCCUCUGCUGAUGACAGCAUGACAAGUAAUAAGAGCAACCACGGCCCCAUACUACAUGAUGACGUCAAGGAGGAGAACGAGGAGGGGACAGACCAGGGGAGCAGUUUUGUAUGUCCUCUUUGUUCCCUGGAGUUCAAUAGCCCAGAUCAGCUCAUCGCACACGUCUACCAGCAUACACCUGUGGGUGACAGUAAGAGUUAUGUCUGUCCUGUUUGCGGAAGAGCUCUCAGUUCCCCAGGCUCUCUUGGUCGCCAUCUUCUCAUCCAUUCAGAGGACCGACUGUCCAACUGUGCCGUAUGUGGGGCUCACUUCACAGACACCAACAACUUUAACAGGGAAAAGUUGAAGGAGUUCCUCGACACAAGCAGUAUAGAGAUCAACAGUGAUGGUGAGGCCUGUGCCAUGUCCGACUCUUUACCCAGAAGCACUAUGACUAACCCAAACACAAGUCCUGGUCCUGGACUGACCUCAUUGCCAGAUGGUCUUCUCCCUUCUGCACCUCCUCUUCACUCGCUCUCUGAUAGCCUUAAUCCUCCAAACACAGGACUUCCGCCUCUUCCAGACCUCAUGAACCCUAUGCCCGUGUACCCAGCUGGGGUUUUGUUGGUCUGCAACGGCUGUGUAGCCUACCAGCAGCUUGUGGAUGCCCAGUCGCCGUCCAUGCGGAAAUGGGCGGUCCGUAGGAAGAACGAACCUGUAGGGGUGCGGAUGCAGCGGCUUGAACGUGAGCGAACGGCCAAGAAGACCAAGCGGGCAUGUGAGUCACCAGAGGAGCGGGAGAUGCGCCGCUUACGAGACCGUGAGUCAAAGCGGUUGCAAAGGAUGCAGGAGACAGACGAACAACGGGCACGUCGUCUGCAGCGAGACCGGGAAGCCAUGCGACUCAAGCGUGCCAACGAGACACCCGAGAAGAGGCAGGCGCGGCUAAUCCGUGAGAGGGAGGCCAAGAGGCUAAAGCGGCGCUUGGAGAAGAUCGACCCAUCGCUGAGAAACCAGAUCGAGCAUGACCCUGCUGCGAUGGCUGCGCUCACUGCUGAUAUGAGUCUAUUCCAGUUUUCCUUUCCCAUGUCUGUCCCGUCUAUGGACAAUGGGUUGUUUAUGAAGCUUCCCUAACAAGCACAGCUCCAAACACCUCUCAGCCCAACAUUCGAGAAGAAUUUGCCAUUCUUAAAGAAUAACUAUCUUGAACAUAACUGUGAUGAGAAGGUUAUGGUCUUGCAGAUUCAAGGAGGUGCUCAACCUGACAGCGAUUUGCAGUGAUGUAGGCACCAGAUGUCUUUCAUUUUCAAAGAGAGAUUUGAGGCGACAUGAUAGACCAUGAGUUGCAAUGCAACAAUGUUGACCAGAGUUCAACUUUAUGCAGAUAGGCGGCAACACACAUGGAGACUACCAAUUGGAGUGUAGACAGCGAAGUUCACAUUUUCCUCUUCCUACUACACUUGGAUAUCGCAGUUGAGGACAGAAGUGGUUCUACAGGAUAGACAAGACCGGCAAUUGCACCCCCUAAGGGUGGCGGAUUAGAGUAGUCAACAGCAAGAGCUUGGCAAUGUUUAGCAGGCUACAAUGACAUAUUCGAUAAUCCCUCUAGGGGCCUUCAUCCCUUUAACUACGAUUUCAGUAAAAAAAUCAAAAGAAGAGCAGGCAUCAUACAGAUGAUAUUCCCAUCUGGUAGUCAGAAGAGGAAAGAGGAGUCUGCGGCACCAGAGUCCCUUACAAUCACAACCAGUCAAGUAGGAACACCUACUAGCAACCAACAGCAUGUCGACUUGCCGACCUCCAGUGAUUUAAUUGCGGUCAGUGUGAACAACCCUUUAUGGAUCUCUGUAACAAACUGACUUACAUAAUUAACUGAACUUGUAUAAGAAAAUUCCGACAUUCACAGAAGGGCAAACAUGUUACCCUCUCUGUAAGCAUGUUUUAGGAGACUUGUCUACUUUGUUUUCAAGGCUCAGCCUUUUAGCCGUCUUUCUUCAGAGCAGUGAGAUCCUUCCAGAAGGAGGUUCUCGGUUUGCACACAGACCUACAGUGACAGGAGUGAGACAUGUAGCCACACUCCACACUCAGCCUACUCUUCAAAUUUGCCAGUCUAAAAGGUUGGAGUUUACCUGCAACUAUGGCUCACCUCCCAGGACCCUAGAUUGGGUCACUACUAACUCAUACUCACAGAAGCAACUACCUCACCAUGGGAUCCUUGCAUGGCCUAGUCACACCUGUGGCCUCAACCGGAACCACAGGGGCCAUGCAGGUCCACACACUGACUUACUGUUCCCUAUGCCAACACACACUCUAGUCCAAGGGUGUCCAACCUUGCUCCUAGAGGGUUCAUCCUCCAGAGUUCACCCCUGAACCAUCUAAUCAAGGUAUUCAGGGUUACAAGAAACACCCAGGCAGGUGUGUUGGAGCAGAUUGGAGCUAAACUCUCCAUGAUGGGGGCUGUCCUAGAGCAGGAUUGGACACCCCUGGUAUUAUCAUUGCUCUACAUGUUCGCCGAAACGACAACACCUUAUUUAAAUGCUGUUUGAGUGCCGCUGACCCAAAUGCUGAAAUCUAAAUGGGCUUGCAGUCUCGUGGUCUUUGCUUAUGCAGUUUUAUGUUCACAAGACCAUAAGGUGCCCUACUUGUCACAAAUGACAAGGAUGGCACCUUUACAGCCACUGUAUCCCUCAGUGCACCCUUUAGUUGAGCCUGGUGCGGACUUUGGAAACGGAUUGCUACCCGAGAGUCUAUGCGGUUUUAUAUCACUUAAGUGUGGACUUCAAGAAGGACUUCAAGGGCUGAGGGUGCCAUUUGGGACAAGGCCUCUUGUGGCGACUUUGUCCUUUUUUAAAAGAGAAAGGUGCAGAUGUACUGUUAAAUACUAAAAGUAUCUGUUUCAAAGCACAUUCAGACACACUUCUCUGACCUCCGAAAGGCUUUAUACCUUAUCACAAUGCUACACGGGUUGAUAUUUGUCUAGGAACUCAGGGAUGGUGUGGAUCACCGGCAUCCUCACGACCUGAGAACGCAGAGGUGCAGGAGACCUCCUCUUCCUCAUUCUUCAUUAUUAUUUCUCUUGUUCAGACUGCAAACUCCUCACCUGAGCCAAAAUGUCGAUAUGGAUAUUACACAACUCCAUGACGUCUCAACUAACCAACCAGUCUCUGCCCUCUGCUGCUGUCACUGUACUGUAUAACGUGUAUGUUACCUCUUUAAACCAGUGCGGACCCGCACUGGACCUGGGAAUGCUUGUUGUUAAUGGUGAGGUACUUAGUGUGUGCUAGAUCUCUAUGGCAACAUGCAUAGUGUACAAAUUCAAAUUGUUGCCUUUGUCACUGGAAAGUUGUGCUUUGGUUUUAUAUUUAAUGAUUUAAAUGAAUUUGUGUGCUAAUUCUAUGAGAUGUGCAAUGAUGUAAAGGUUUAGCGAAUGCAUGUACAAUGAAACAAUCAGGACAAAAACUUCCAGAGAGAAAUCCCUCCUAUAUGAAGCAGUGAUGAUGCUGCAUAUGUAUGUAAAAAUUUAAAUGACAAGGUAAAGACACAUUCACAUUUCACACUAAUUAAAAGGUGAAGUGUGUAAUUUCUGCGCAAUAUCUGAUUGCAAAGGCAGAUGCCAAAAUAACACUUGCAUCCCAAACACUGCCCCCUGUCUUCCACCAUUCACCAAACAGGUACUCCCACCAAAAAAUUCAAACCAGUUCAGAAGUUGACAUGUUAGAACGCCCAACAAACAAAGCAUAAGCACCGCAGUGUUUAUGGUAGUGGUUCUUAAACUUUUUGGGUUAACCACGUCAAGAGUAAAACUACAAAAGCAGACCAGCAAAUUUCAUUUUAGGGUCUCAUCCAAUGCCCUUUUCACCGAUUCUGUCUUGAGCCACAGUUCUAUACAUUUUCCAGAAGGCUGUUUUGUUCUUAUUUUAUAGAAAUGAAUGCUUCUUUUAGCUAAUAAACCAAUGAGCCGACUGUUUGCAAGCUAAUUGGACCAAACUCACAUUACGUACAUUGACAUAUAAAGACAGAUAACAAAACACUUUGUCAUAAAAUGAAUGUUAAUUAAUUAUGUUAAUUAGUCGGUUUGUUCAAUGUUGGUGCUUAUGUUAUUUAUUUACGUCUUUUUUAUUGACUAAACUCGCAAACCACAGUUUGAGAACCACUCUGCAUGUAAAGUUGGGAGAACAUUACACACAUAACCUUGAAACCUUACUCACUGCUCAGUGUGUCAUAUUGGGCGGAAGGGUCAGUCAUGUUAAAACGGACCACUGUACAUCUGUAAGUACCUCUUGAAAACAGGGUAGACUGUGUGAGUGUAUGGUAUGUCUUGUAUUUCAUUCCAAUACUUAUAACAAUUUAUUUAUUACUACAGUGAAUGACGCACAUUUCAGUGUUUUAAAUUCACAAUGUUGUCAUUACCUUCUUUAGAGAUACCUCUAAUACUCAUAGCGAAGCAGCUGAGCUUUCCCGCACAGUUGAAGGCAACUGGAUACUGGUCCCACGUUUAUGCUGUCGUGAAGUAUUAAUGAUGGGCUCCUUAAGAAAAAGAAAGGAUUUAAUGUACAUGUGAUGAAGCAUCACUAUGCAAUUGAGAGCUGUACUCAAGAAACUUUGUAUUACUACUAUGCAGUUGAUAUGAAAGUAAAUGGACUCAAAUGCUCCAGAUCACAAACCUCAGGCAACUCUUGACAGUCAAGCCAUUGGUCCUCAAGUCCGUAACCUCACCCACGAGAUCCAUCCUUAGCUUUGUUUUCAGUUACUCCAUUGAUAAGGACCGAGUUGUAGUUGAUGUAUGCACAUUCAGGAAGAGCAAUGCAAUUUUUACGAUCAAUACCCUGAAAUUCAUUAUAAAGCAGUUAUUUUGUACAGUAGCAUCAAAGUUGUGGAAACCCAUCCUGAUGCAAUGAAAAAAAUCAAAUGAUUCGCUGUAGUCCAGAACGAGAUGUUGGCAGGAUGCAUUGUCUAUUUUGAAGAAAAAAUAUAUAUAAAAGAGUAUUUUCAAACAUUAACCCCGUUUAGUCUGCAUUAUUCCUAAACUAGUAUUUUUAGUGGUAUGCAUUGCCAUGUGACAUGUUAUGUAUUAAACAACCAUUUUCUUUUACAUGUCUGUGCAUGUAAGUCAGUAAACCCCUGGAAAUGGAACUUGCAUGUUAUAAAAUACAUGUUCUAAAUGCAUUUAUAUACGAGCUUUUCAUUAAGGAUUGGAGUUCAGUAAUGACUUGCCUUUUUGUCAGUCUAUCUAGAUAUUUUCAUGAUAAUGUUUACAAAUCUAAAAGGCCAAAAUGAAUGAAACUUAAUGAGAGUGACUAGAAUAACACUGAUCACAAUGCCAAAUGGUCCUGUUCAGAAAGCUCUGUUAUUGGCUAACCAGAUUGAAAGCUCGUCAUGAAAAGCAGGAACAGAAUGUGGAAUAAACAUUGAUUUUACUGCUA